Macaca mulatta (Rhesus monkey) is the source of this 730-nucleotide messenger RNA. The record is from RefSeq and is a predicted model, not a curated record. Lineage: Eukaryota; Metazoa; Chordata; Mammalia; Primates; Cercopithecidae.
UAAGUGAAGUGAAUCCCCAGUGUAAAACUACCAGCCUAGCAUAUAUUGGUUCCAAGUAAAAGAAGUAAAGUUUUAACCAAGUUACAUUUUGAAAAUAUAAUGAAUUAUGACUGAUAACACUAUACUGUUUUUAUCUAACAUCAAGCAAAGCAACACCAGGAGUCCGAUAAAUAGAAAUAUAUCAUGGACAGUGAAAACAUUAACAAUUCUGGGGUUUGUGUUGUCAUCUCUUACAGCAUUUCCUGUUUCCCUGGCAAUCCUCAGAACUCAGACAGGAGGGUGGCCCCAUCAGUGCAUGUUGAAGGGCGAAGGCCUGGUACAGAGAAUUAUCCAUUUCAAGCAGAAGGAAAAUGGACAAGUUGUGGUGUUGGGACACAUUACAGGAUUGCCUGAAGGACAGCAAUUCCAUGUUCAUCAGUUUGCAAAUAAUAUACAAGGCUGUACUAGUGCCGGUCCUCACUUUAAUCCUCUAUCUCCAAAACAUGGUGGACCAAAGGAUCAAGAGAGGCAUGUUGAACACCUGGGCAAUGUGACUGCUGGAAAAGAUGGUGCGGAUGUGUCUAUUGAACAUUCUGUGAUCUCACUGUCAGGAGGCCACUCCAUCAUUGGCCACACAAUGGUGGUCCAUGAAAAACCAGAUGACUUGGGCAAAGAUGGGAAUGAAGAAAGUACAAAGAUGGGAAAUGCUGGAAGUUAUUUGGCUUGUGGUGUACUUGGGAAUUCCCAGUAA